This is a messenger RNA of Oryzias melastigma (Indian medaka), 1750 nucleotides long. RefSeq names its product cytochrome b5. NCBI's taxonomy places the organism in Eukaryota, Metazoa, Chordata, Actinopteri, Beloniformes, Adrianichthyidae. Gene Ontology annotation, cellular component: intracellular membrane-bounded organelle; membrane. The transcript has 5 exons. Bases 236 to 688 code for a protein of 150 amino acids. Gene Ontology annotation, molecular function: heme binding. The record is from RefSeq and is a predicted model, not a curated record.
UCUACGUGUCUUCUGGUGUACCGGUGUCUUUCGUGCUUUCGUAACAAACAACACGGUGUCUGCUUGUGCUUUCUAUGUUCUUAUUCGCAGUGCACGUGAGAACGUUUAGUAGCUAUCCCUCAGUUGCGUUCUUUUUAAACAACGUUGAAGUUGCCGUAGUUAAAUCCGUACCUGGCUACCAACAGAAGCUAACGUUAGCCAACACCGAGACGACUUUUUGGGCUACAUCGCUAGAAUGGGCGAGGAGGCUAACGACAACUCCAAGUCGAGCGGAAAAAACACAAAUAGCGAAACCGUCGAUGAUGCCUUAAAAUACUACACAUUAGAGGAAAUAAGAGUACAUAACAUGAGCAAGGACACGUGGCUCAUUAUCCACGAUAAGGUAUACGACAUCUCGAGUUUCCUAGAAGAGCAUCCAGGGGGCGAGGAGGUUCUGCUGGAGCAGGGCGGCGCUGAUGCUACAGAGAGCUUUGAGGAUGUAGGACAUUCCUUAGACGCCAGAGAGAUGCUGCAACAGUACUACAUUGGAGAGCUGCACAUGGAUGACAGAAAGAUGGACAAAAAGAAUGUAGACGCUUCAAAUUCACAGGAAUCAAGCUCCUGGACUUUGUGGUUGAUACCUGCCGUCAUUGCCGUCACUCUUGGGAUCCUGUACCGUUUCUUCGCCCUUGAAAACAAGUCAUCUUGAGUGCUGCUGUCCAAAAAUGAUCACAUUUUUCUCAUCAGGAGGCCUUCAUUUUUUCGACCAAAACCCUUUUUUUCCACACCAAACACUUAACACGUGUGCGUCUGUCAGUUUUCUGCCUUGAAACGUCUUCAUGUUGUUGCUGUCAUAACUUUCCAUGCCUUUUUUACACCUCAACAAUGAUGGCUGCACUGGUGGCAUGUCAGAAUGUGGUUGAUGGCCUCUGGUGCUUUUUGUAGAAGUAAUAAAUUAAGAUUUUGUGUCCAAAAUUUGCUACUAAAAUGUAAUCAAAAGUUAUUUUUCGUCAUUGCCUUGUGUUUAGUUAUCCAGCCAUCAAAUCCUUUCUCCCCUUUUUUAGAGCUGUGGAAUUCUGUUUCAUACCUGGAGUUUUUUUUUAACAAAUUGCUUCAACUUUGUUCUUUUUUAAAACCAUAGAUAGACAGACUAAAGUACAUUUCAGUCCACUUUCAUUCCAACAAAAAGCAGAGAGGAUACCCUUAUAAUUAAAUGCUGUGUUAUGAAUCUGAUAGUUUUUUCUAUUUUAUGUAAUACGUUUUUAAUUUAUAGGGGAGUUUAUUGUCGUAGAUUUUGCGUUAAGUUGUGUUGUAACUGUGCUGUGGAUUUCAUGCCGGGUAGCUUGCCAGAUACUGACCUCUAUAGAAGUCUUCUUAGGUCACCAUCAGUACAAAAAUGCUGUUUUCAAUAUAAAAUCCAUGUUAUACUACUGUAAAAACACAUUCAGCAUUGAGUUGUUUUUAAAUCACCUGUUGCAAACAGUUUAGAUUUUUACUAAAGUGAUGGCCGUUACUUGGAUCACAUUAUUUAAAUAUUUUUUUAACAUCCAAACGUCCAACAUAGAUUCAUUGAACAAUGGAAAAGUCAUGCACUUUUUACAUUGUAAUGAUAAAAAAAUGAGGAACAACUGUAAAAAAAAAAUACAGUAUGUUUAUAUGUUUAUCUUUGUAUUGGGUAAAAUAUGUAAUGAAUUUGGGAGAGAUAAAUGUUGAAGAAAAAAAUCCUUGUAUUUUCCUAAUGUAACAAAUAAACAUGAUAAAGUUUUCAUUA